CCACGCACGUGGCUUCGCAGCUCUCGGUCAGGCAGGGUGACCGAAGCGCAGCUACCACGCUUCCCAUUCCUCUGGUCUCAGGGGGACCUGCAGUUCUGCCUUCUCACACAGCGCACAUCUACCCUCUGCACUCGUGUGAAGGUUAUUUCAGGCUGCUGUUUAACUGGAGAUUCACUGUCUCAAUGGAAGUGGUACCAGCCUGGGUCCCAGCAGUGGGUUUCACACUCCUGCCCCAUGCAGGAGGAUUUUUAGGAAGCAAGGUAACCAAAAAGGAAAUCCCAGUGUGGUAUGAAUUUCUACAGAAGCCAUCCUGGUGUCCACCUAACUGGGUGUUUGCUCCUGUUUGGGGAACUCUCUAUACAUCUAUGGGAUUCAGCUCCUACCUGGUAUGGAAGGAAUUGGGGGGCUUCAGUGAAAAGUCGGUGGUUCCUCUGGGUCUGUAUGCAGGGCAGCUGGCAUUAAACUGGGCAUGGACUCCAAUAUUUUUUGGAGCUCACAAAAUGGGAUGGGGGUUGGUGACUCUUCUGCUCACAACUGGUAUGGCAACAGCUACAACUGCUUCCUGGUAUAACAUCAACAAAACAGCAGCUUAUUUGAUGGUUCCUUAUUUAGCUUGGCUAACCAUGGCUUCUGCACUUAAUUACCGUAUCUGGAAGGACAAUCGCAACAAGAAACAAUCUGAAUAAAGUUUUCAGCCAAAAAGAUAUUUUUUUUUCCCCACAAGAAUUUUCUAAAAAAAGUUAUGGCCUUAUUUUAUUUUUAGCUGAACUACUUAUACCUUUAGUUGCUAAUUACAAGUUGAUAAAGCAGUACUUCUUUAAAACAAAUAUGCCUUUACUAGGCAAGUCACAAAGGGGUGUAUGCCUGACUGGGUUUUAUAGCAAACUGAAAGAUAGUGCUGAUUGAAAAGUACUAGUUUUCUAUAUUACAGCAUUAUAUUUUAUACGACAACAACAAUUUAACUCUUGCCAAAAAUAAGCAUGAACUCCAACUUCAUUAUGUUCAGAGAAAGAAAUCCAGCCAUGUAUUAACACAGCUCCCAGAACGCUGCUCCUAACAGUGACAGGCAUGAUUGUGGCCUGAAUCUUUCAUGUUUACCACUAGACACAGGGCUUUAGUACUACGAUGUGUCCCACUACAGCUGCCAGAUACUUAUCUUCUGGUCAUUGUACUCCGGAAAUGUUUAAGACGAGAUCUUUUUCACAAUUUGUGCCUUGCCACUUUGAAGAACUGUACAAUCUAGUGUCAGCUAAAUGCAUUAAACUACAUGUAAACUUA
This is a messenger RNA of Harpia harpyja (harpy eagle), 1278 nucleotides long. RefSeq names its product translocator protein (gene TSPO). Gene Ontology annotation, cellular component: membrane; endoplasmic reticulum. Bases 183 to 686 code for a protein of 167 amino acids. NCBI's taxonomy places the organism in Eukaryota, Metazoa, Chordata, Aves, Accipitriformes, Accipitridae. The record is from RefSeq and is a predicted model, not a curated record. The transcript is spliced from 4 exons. Gene Ontology annotation, molecular function: cholesterol binding.